This is a messenger RNA of Staurois parvus, 392 nucleotides long. The record is from the annotation of a GenBank genome assembly. NCBI's taxonomy places the organism in Eukaryota, Metazoa, Chordata, Amphibia, Anura, Ranidae.
UCAACGAAAAGAGCUGAAUAUGUCGGCUCGGUGAUGUGAUCAGCUGUGUCCAAUCACAGCUGAUCGCAUGACAUGUACACUGAUCAUCAGGGCACUGAUGAUCAGUGUGCCCUGAUGAUCAGUGUAGCCCUAGCAGUGCCACUUGUCAGUGCCCAUCAAUGCCAGCUGUCAGUGCUCAUCAAUGCCACCUGCCAGUGCCCAUCAGUGCCUCAUCAAUGCCACAUAUCAGUGCCUACCAGUGCACAUCAAUGCCACAUAUCAGUGCCCAUCUGAGCUGCCUUUCAGUGUCACCUAUCAGUGCAAGUCAGUGCCACCUAUCAGUGCUGCCAAUCAGUGCCACCUAUCAGUGCGCAUCAGUGCCACCUAUCAGUGCCCGUCAGUGCUGCCUAUCA